Molecule: messenger RNA, 690 nt
Organism: Ornithodoros turicata
Lineage: Eukaryota; Metazoa; Arthropoda; Arachnida; Ixodida; Argasidae
Product: glucose dehydrogenase [FAD, quinone]-like
Exons: 4
Coding region: 1-690 (229 amino acids)
Molecular function (GO): flavin adenine dinucleotide binding; oxidoreductase activity, acting on CH-OH group of donors
Source: RefSeq, a predicted model, not a curated record
AUGGACCUUGGACUCCCGGAACAGGUACGCUGGAUACAGUGGAGGUGCAAAGGGGUAUCGAACGUUGUAGUGCUCAUCACGGGAGACAUGGACAACAAGGGCGUCGGAGCGUGGGAGCAGGGGGGUGGAGGGCAUCCGGCCCCGCCUGUGUACGACUCGUACUUUGGUCCGCACCACGAGGAACCAGCCUUCCAGUUGUUGCCAGCGCUGCUUAAACCAAAAUCAAGGGGAGUACUAAGGCUGGCCAGCCGGGACGUCCACGAUUUUCCACUCAUGGACCCACGCUACUUCUCUCAUCCCGAAGACGUGAAAGUCUGCGUCGCAGCCACGAAAUUUGCCCUCGACUUGGUGACGGCGAAAGCCCUGAAGGAAGAUCUCGGAACUAAAAUAUGGGACAUUCCUUUCCCUGCUUGCAAACGCCACAGUCUGUGGUCUGAGGAAUACAUUGCGUGCCUGUGCAUCCACUUCACGAUCACUGUGUGGCACUACUCCGGAACCUGUCGAAUGGGGAAUGGAACGGAGGCUGUCGUGUCGCCCCGUCUCAGGGUUCGUUCUAUUCGUGGUCUACGUGUGGUGGAUGCUUCAGUGAUGCCCGAGAUUGUGUCUGCGAACACAAACAUUCCAGUUCAGAUGAUUGCCAUGAAAGGAGCCGCGAUGAUCCUGGAAGACUACUAUGCCAAGAGAGGAUGA